Messenger RNA from Gongylonema pulchrum, 633 nucleotides. Lineage: Eukaryota; Metazoa; Nematoda; Chromadorea; Rhabditida; Gongylonematidae. The record is from the annotation of a GenBank genome assembly.
AUGGAUUCGAAUUCGCCUGUAAAACAAUCGAUCGUCUGCGACUUGUUCGAUCCUACAUUGGUGCUGUGUACAUUAGGAGGGAAGCUAUAGAAUUUGGAAGGCCAUAUAGUACAUAUGCUUGCGCGUACCCUAAAAGAAGUGCCUGUUGAGGCGGCAUUUCUUCUCCCGGUUGUCGUGCUUCUCAAGCUUUAUGAAAGCCUCUACAAAAACGGAAAAUUGCACGUUAUUAAUGCUGGCUGGAGUGACAUCGAUGGUUUCAACCGGAUUCUCAGCUACCGAAACAAAAGGUGCUCAUGCUUAUCACUGAAGACAUUCAAAUUCUUGCCGAGCUUUUGUCGGCGCUUUCGGAAGCAGCCGGAGCACCAAGAUAACUAUGCCAGACUGAUCAGUCUGCUUGGCUAUUCGCCGCUUGUCCAUGCACACGAUAGCUGUGUUUUUGCGUGCCCACCGCCCUUACUGCGAUGGCCACUUACUGUUGAUCAAAGGAUGACAGUUCAUAAAUUAUUCAGUGCUCUGAUGCAGAAUGGUUACUCAACUGAUAAGUGUUUGGUCAAUCAGGUGAGACAUCGAAUGCAUGAUCGCAGUAUCCCGAAGGAUGUGGCACUCUAUGAUUGUGCGUUGAAUUUAGGUUAG